Tinamus guttatus (white-throated tinamou) is the source of this 762-nucleotide messenger RNA. Lineage: Eukaryota; Metazoa; Chordata; Aves; Tinamiformes; Tinamidae. The record is from RefSeq and is a predicted model, not a curated record.
AUGAGGAACAGGAAAUACGAAGCUGGGAAUUCUGGAGGCUUCCAGAGCGAAGCUGCGAAGAGGAACCUCCUCUGGAUCAAAGCGUCCGGCCUGAAGCUGCGGUUCUGCACGAAUGAAACGCAGGCCACGCGGGAGCAGUUUGUGCGGAAGCUCCAGGGCUUCGGCUUUGACAUCUCCGUGGACGAAGUGACGGCCCCGGCGCCGGCCGCCUGCCGCGUGCUGCGGGAGCGCGGCCUGCGGCCCCACUUGCUCGUGCACGACGAUCUUAUCCCUGAAUUUGCUGAAAUUGAUAGAACAAACCCAAAUUGUGUAGUCAUUGGAGAUGCAGCAGACAAAUUCACCUAUGCAAACCUUAAUGAAGCUUUCAGAGUCCUGAUUGGGUUGGAAAAUCCUGUUUUGAUAGCUCUUGGAAGAGGACGCUAUUAUAAAGAAACCGAUGGUCUGAAACUUGAUGUUGGAGCAUAUAUGAAGGCAUUAGAGUACGCUUGUGAUGUCCAAGCUGAGGUCGUGGGGAAACCAGCCAAGAGUUUUUUUGAGUCAGCCCUGGCAGAGCUGGGCGUUGAGCCGCAGCAGGCCGUCAUGGUGGGUGACGACAUCGAGAACGACGUGGGCGGCGCGCAGCGGUGCGGCCUGCGCGCGGUGCAGGUGCGCACGGGCAAGUACAGGCCUUCGGACGAGAACCACCCGCAGGUGAAGCCUGACGCCUACGUGGACAACCUGGCCGAGGCCGUGGAGCUCAUCCUGCAGCAGCUGCGCGAGUGA